Messenger RNA from Hyposmocoma kahamanoa, 3039 nucleotides. RefSeq names its product ATP-binding cassette sub-family G member 4. The coding region runs from base 1 to 1461 and encodes 486 amino acids. The record is from RefSeq and is a predicted model, not a curated record. NCBI's taxonomy places the organism in Eukaryota, Metazoa, Arthropoda, Insecta, Lepidoptera, Cosmopterigidae. Gene Ontology annotation, cellular component: plasma membrane. Gene Ontology annotation, molecular function: ABC-type transporter activity. The transcript is spliced from 7 exons.
AUGACAUUGUCCAUCGCACUGGAACUGGUGAACAAUCCACCAAUCUUCUUCCUCGACGAACCCACCAGUGGGCUGGACACGGUGACGACAGUGCAAUGUGUGAAGCUGUUAAAACAGUUGGCCAGACAGGGCAGAACUGUGGUUUGCACUAUACAUCAACCUGCUGCUUCUUUAUUAGAGAUGUUUGAUCAGGUAUACGUUAUAGCAGAUGGACGCUGUAUCUUCCAAGGCGAUACGGCAGCCAUGGUACCUUUCUUGCAGAGCAUCGGAAUGCCCUGCCCUAGACAUCACAACCCAGCUGAUUUUAUAAUCGAACUGACCGAGAACCAAGACACCAUAAAUCUUCUAUGCCAAGAAAUGCUCAAUGGGAAAUUAUACAAAUCGGCAAAACUAGAAAACACGCCCAACGAACCAAUGAACAGUAUGGAGCUAAAAAUCUGCUAUCAAAUCGAAGACGACGCUCCAGAAACAGAAAUAAUGCUGUCCAAUGAAAAAUGCACAUACAAAGUACCGGAAUAUAAUGAAAUUAGUGAUUCCAGUUCCUUGUCGAGUCAAGAAUCUCAAACAAUAAACUCUUCUAUGGCCUGGAUGAAAGUAUAUAAGUCUUCUGAGUGUUGUGGAUACCCAACUACGUACUGCGAACAGUUUAGAAUACUAUUGUGCAGAAUGCUGUUACAAAUCAGCAGAAACCGUCAAGGUCUCUACAUUCAGUUGGUCCACCACAUUAUGUGUGGCAUACUGAUCGGUCUUUGUUUCUUCAACAUGGCCAAUGACGGCACACAGAUGUUCAACCAUUUGAAGAUGUGCGUUGGGUUGGUCAUCUUCUUCGCGUAUACGCAGAUAAUGGUUCCAGUGCUAAUUUAUCCCCAAGAAGUAAAACUAGUGAAGAAAGAGCAUUUCAAUCGCUGGUACAGCUUAACGCCUUACUACGCAGCGUUGACGGUCUCAAAGAUUCCAGUACAAGUUUUUUUGAAUAUUCUCUUCUGUACGAUUGUGUACUUCAUGGUCGGAGUGCCUUUCCAACUGGACAGAUUCACAGUAUUUUGUUUGAUAGCGAAUAUUGUGUCACUGGUGUCUGAAGGAUUCGGAUUAGCUAUUGGAUCUGUAUUCAACGUUCGAAAUGGGUGUGCCAUCGGCCCAACAGCGAUAGCUCCGUUCCUCGGCCUCGCAAUCUACGGCUUCGACUUCGCCCACCGCAUUCCCCUAAUGAUGAAAAUCUUAAUGAAAACUUCCUUCAUUCGAUGUGGAGUCGUCGCCAUGGUUCUCACUAUAUUUGGCUUUGACAGAAAACCAUUAGAAUGUCAAGAUGUGUACUGUCAUUUUGCAAAACCAGAUGUUCUCUUGAACUAUCUGGACAUUGAAAAUACUUCCGUAUGGUUCGAGAUUUUCAUUAUGUUAAGUAUUAUGUUUGUUUUUCGCUCUCUAUGCUACAUUGGUUUGAGAUGGCGAUUUGCAACGUGAUUUAUUGGUAUAUACAUAUGUAUACAUUAAGUUAUUAAAAACUCGUACCUAUAGGUGAUAAGUAACUCAAUGGCUAAUAAAGGAGAGGUGUCUAUUGGAAUGUAUGUACAUUAGGUAUAACUCUUAAAGUGAUAUGGUAGGCACAAAUACAGCAUUGUUCUCAUUAUGAUCAGAUUAGUUCAGAUUUAGAAAUAUGCUCAGAAUAGACUUUUACUAAUCAUUUUAAAGGCGUAUUCCAUAAAGCGCCUUCAAAUAUGACGCUUAUAAAUUUACGCUCUACUUAUUUUUAUACAAUAUUUAGAAGCGCAGUUGCAGCGCCACUGUCACGACACGCGCACGCCACUUUGCACUUACAAUUAAGCGCCUCGCAAACAUGUCUUGUGUUGGAUACAAGCAACCGGCAACUAGAAGCGAAUAUUCCGUUUUCAUACAAUUGCGGUUGCCGCAGCCGGCGACUGUGUUCAUAAUAUUGUAUGAAAAUUUGUUUUUAGUUAAUUGCUUGUAUCAGGCACAAGACACACGAUUGCGCCGCGCCUUAGUGAACUAAACAUUACUUGGCUGCCGUUCCACAGUUGCGUCACGCACUGUAGUGCUUUUACAACAGUGGCGUAGUGUCGAUUUCUGUCGCCCAGGGUCACCCUUAAAUUUGCAACCCGCUCUAUUUUACUGAUUACAAAAGUAAUUCGUUGUCUCGGCUCGAUUGUGUUUUUGUGUUCGCCUGCCGUUGCCACCUUUGCAUUGUUCAGGAUAUCGUUUUCUCAAUUAGUGGAAUUUAUUUCCUAAUUUCAAGCAAAAAUUAAUAAUUGUGACUAGCUGGGGAUCGGCUGCGUACGCCGCCGCCCCCAUUGCUGUGCCGCCCGGGACCAGGGCCCCCUCUGCACACCCUACGCUACGCCACUGUUCUACAAACAUCUAAUUUGAAGGCAUACUUAAGCAUCAUAAGCAUCAAUUUAAAUGUCAACAAUUAUGUACGAAACAAGCCAAGAAAAAUAAUUUUUAAGCAUUUCACUUUAAGUAUUAGUAAAAAUAUAAUCUCAUGUGAUAUUGUACUUUAAGUGCUUUAUUUCCCGUAGGUGCUGGUAGGUGCCAGUUGUACAAAUUUAUGGUAUGUGAUAUAAGUAAAUAUAAUACAUUCUGUUACAGAGUGAUAUGUUUGUAUUACUUUAUGUUUUAAUUCUUUUUUUUGUACGUAUUUUACGCGAUAACUAAAUUUUGUGAACCGAUUUUGAUGAUUGUUUUUGUUGAAAAGAGGGUACCUCAGCAGUGGUCCCAUUUAAAUUUGAAGAAAAUAUUCCAGCUCUAAGGGUAGCAAACUAGGGGAUGAAUCUGGUUUCGCGCACUUUCCGGUAACCGAUUUCAAUAAAAUUUGGCAAAUGUAUGUAAUUCCGCGAACAUUUGAGGUAGGCUUUUUUAGUACUUUUGUAUGUCAUUUUGUUGCCGGGCUAUAUUUCGACGUAGUUAAACAAAAAGUAUCCAAUCCACAUCCAGUCACUUUCAAGAUACCUAUAGCAGUUUGAAGUUUAAAAGUGUUUCUCAUUCUUGUUUUAUUUUCAAAAGUUAUAAUGUCAUGUAACUCCA